AUGUCCCACGCGACCUACUACGAGUGUGAGCCCCGGGGUGGCCAGCAGCCGCUCGAGUUCCCAGGGGCCCGCGCAGGGCCAGGGGUCCUGGGAGACAUGUGCGAGCAGGAGACCUCCAUCGACCUCUCCGCCUACAUCGAAUCUGGGGAAGAGCAGCUCCUCUCCGACCUCUUCGCUGUGAAGCCAGCUCCGGAGGUCCGUGGCCUCAAGGGUCCGGGGACCCCUGCCUUUCCCCACUACCUGCCGCCGGACCCUCGGCCCUUUGCCUACCCUGCACACACCUUCGGCCCCGACAGGAAGGCCUUGGGGCCUGGCAUCUACAGCAGCCCUGGGAGCUACGACCCCAGGGCUGUGGCCGUGAAGGAGGAGCCUCGGGGACCAGAGGGCAGCAGAGGUGCUGGCCGCAGCGGCGGUGGCGGCAGUGGCUAUAACCCCCUGCAAUACCAGGUAGCACACUGUGGGCAGACGGCCAUGCACCUGCCCCCAGCCCUGGCGGCCCCCAGCCAGCCCCUGCGCGUCCUCAAGGCCCCUCUGGCCUCCGGAGGACAACCCUGCAGCCCCCUCCUCAAGGCACCCUCCCCGGCGGGCUCCUCGCACAAGGGCAAGAAAGCCGUGAACAAAGACAGCCUGGAGUACAGGCUGCGGAGGGAGCGCAACAACAUCGCUGUGCGCAAGAGCCGCGACAAGGCCAAGAGGCGCAUCCUGGAGACGCAGCAGAAGGUGCUGGAAUACAUGGCCGAGAACGAGAGCCUUCGCCGGCGCGUGGAGCAGCUCACCCAGGAGCUGGACACGCUGCGCAACCUCUUCCGCCAGAUCCCCGAGGCCGCCAACCUUAUCAAGGGUGUGGGGGACUGCGGCUGA
Messenger RNA from Echinops telfairi (small Madagascar hedgehog), 861 nucleotides. It is a transcript of the gene CEBPE, whose product is annotated as CCAAT enhancer binding protein epsilon. The record is from RefSeq and is a predicted model, not a curated record. The transcript is spliced from 2 exons. The coding region runs from base 1 to 861 and encodes 286 amino acids. Gene Ontology annotation, molecular function: DNA-binding transcription factor activity, RNA polymerase II-specific; RNA polymerase II cis-regulatory region sequence-specific DNA binding. Gene Ontology annotation, biological process: DNA-templated transcription; myeloid cell differentiation; regulation of transcription by RNA polymerase II. NCBI's taxonomy places the organism in Eukaryota, Metazoa, Chordata, Mammalia, Afrosoricida, Tenrecidae.